CAACAAAUUUAUUGAGAAAGUAAAAAGAUGCACUAAAUAAAUAGAAGUGAGCUAAGCCCACAUGCCAUUAUAUAGAAACCCCACUGGCACAGCAAGAUAGAAAGCAAAUUAUGAGUAUCAAUCGAUUGCAUUGCUGACGGAAAAUAUAUAUCACUAUGUGCUCCCUUCACCUUAAUAACUGAAACAAACCGAACCUUGUAAUAAUUUGCAUACAACAAUGGGAAGAGCUCCAUGCUGCAAUGAAGCCGGAAUCAAGAAAGGCGCAUGGACUACCGAUGAGGAUAAUAAACUCAUUGCUUAUAUUCAAGAACACGGCGAAGGCGGCUGGCGUACCUUGCCUCAGAAAGCUGGUCUCCAAAGAUGUGGAAAAAGCUGCAGAUUAAGGUGGGCUAAUUACCUUAAGCCUGACAUUAAAAGAGGAGGGUUCAGUGUAGAUGAGGAGCAAGCCAUCAUUCGGCUUCAUGCUUCUCUGGGCAACAGGUGGUCAGCCAUAGCCAGACAUCUCCCAAAGAGAACAGACAACGAAAUUAAGAAUUAUUGGAACACAUAUCUCAAGAAAAGAGUAACAGAAUUACCUAAUCAUGACCCAGUUCCUGCUGCCCCAUCCUCAUCUGACCCUAGCCAUUUGCCUGCUACCUCAUCAAACCCUGCCUCUCCUCAGCUGCUCAACAAACCAGCUGCUGAGCUCACACCAUCAUUGUCAGAUGGAGGCGGUGUAACUGCUGAUGGUAAAGACAGUUCGUCGUCGCCUGUCACGCCAAGGCCUGUUUCUUCGUCAGCUAGGCUACUCAACAAAAUGGCUUCACUGUCGUCUCGUUUUCACAGCCUUAACAUGUUGAAGUCAAUUUUGUCCAAUUCGACGGAUCAGAACAAAUUCGAGGCUAGUGAUUCGGCAAUGAGCCUGCCAAACAAUGACUCAAAUGCGUCACCGUCUGUUUCUACUUCCAAUAAUGGUGUAGUAAGCGAACAGAUAUCUGUAUUGGAGGAUGAUAAUAUUGAUCCAUUAGCAAAUCCUUUUGAUCUUGAUCAUCUCGACCUCUUCAGAGAUUGGAACGGAAGUGACACUGACAGUGGUGCAUUGGAUUUUAGAACGUGUGAUACAUAUAACUAUAACAUCGAAUCUCCUAUGUCAACAUUCAUGUUUUCCGAAGAAUAUUCUUUCCCGGACCUAAUUGCAGAAUCAUAUUCAGACAUGCAGUAGUGAAGUUUUUAGCAAUGAUCACAACAGCAAGCUACGACUAAAUGCCAGAAUUUCCCCUUCCAUUGAUGUCAUAAACACAGGACGGCCAUGCAGAAUUUUUAUAAACUGAGGUCAUAGAUUUUGGUCCUGGUGAAGCUUCUCAUAUCAUGUAAUAAGUAGAAGUUGUGUGGUGAAGUGAUUUAAGAGAAGUAUGUACUAUGUUUUUUUUUUUAGUACUAUUACUAAUCGGGAAAUUUAGGUCUUCAGAGGUUGUGCAAUGAUGAGUAGUUGUCAGAAUUAGUCCGAUUGGAUUGCAAUAAACAAUUUAUAUUUUUUGUUUA
Messenger RNA from Mercurialis annua (annual mercury), 1521 nucleotides. RefSeq names its product transcription factor MYB8-like. The coding region runs from base 218 to 1201 and encodes 327 amino acids. NCBI's taxonomy places the organism in Eukaryota, Viridiplantae, Streptophyta, Magnoliopsida, Malpighiales, Euphorbiaceae. The record is from RefSeq and is a predicted model, not a curated record. The transcript has 3 exons.